UUAUCACAGUGGAGGAACAAUGCCAAAACUGUUAUUAGACAUCAUCUCUAAAUAAGUCUAUAUGAGAAGCCAUGCACACUCUGAAGGGAAGUGCACACCAAACCACAGACAGGCAGGACACUCUCAUCUUCAGCGUGACAUUUUCAGUCAUACCGAGACCCAUUUGCUAGUACAUUUCUUAUUGAUAUAAAAAUCUUAUUUUCAGUACUGAGGACUUAUUAUUUGAAACUGUUCUGAUGUUCAAACUGCUGAAGAAAAUGCUUCACCUGAUAUUUUUUCAGUUGUGCUUGUGGUGUCUAGUUGGCGUGUCUGGUGUUGAUGAAGUGAAGUCAGUGAUGGAGGGAGAUUCAGUCACUCUACACAUACAGAGAGACGAUGAGAUCGAGUGGCGGUUUGGACCAAACAAAAUUCUCUUAGCUGAAGUCAAACAGAACAAUAUCUUGAAAUUUUAUGAUGAUAGUGCUGGUGGAAGGUUCAAAGGCAGACUGAAUCUGGAUCAGACUGGAUCUCUGUACAUCACAAACACCAGCACCACAGACUCUGGACUUUAUCAUGUAUACAGCACUAAAACAAGUACUUUACUAUACACAUUCAGUCUUGGUGUCUAUGCUCCUGUUCCUGUUCCUGUCUUUAUGAGAGACUCUCUACAGUAUUCAUCAUCAUCAGAAAGGUCAUCAAAAUGUCUGUUGCUGUGUUCAGUGUUCAAUGUGAGUGCUGUGACUCUCUCCUGGUACAAAGGAAACAGUUUAUUGUCCAGCAUCAGUGAGUCUGAUCUCAGCAUCAGUCUCUCUCUACCUCUGGAGGUGGAAUAUCAGGAUAAUAAUACCUACAGCUGUUUAGUGAACAAUCCUAUCAGCAACCAGACUCAACAUCUGGACAUCAGUCAAAUCUGUUCAGACUGUCGCUGUUGUGGUUCUCCUGAGGCUGUGAUCCGAUUGGUCCUCGCUGUUCUGCUGGGCAUGCUCGUGGGUGUCAUUCUGGCCUUUCUGGUUUAUGGAUGCAGAACCAGAAAUCUUCAACGGAAGAAGAAUGUGCGGAAAAGAGCAAUGGACAGGGAUCUAACAUAUGCAGAUGUCCUUGAAUGACUGGAGCCAUUAUCUGACAAGAAAUCCUUUAAGAAAAUAUAAUGUCAAUCUGCUGGAAAAAUAUAAGUUUGGAAGGAAAAAAAGCUGUUUUCUGUGCGAGACUUCAGAUUCAUUUCCCUAUCAUAGAUUAUCAAGAUGCAAUAAACAAACCAGUCUGUUUAUGAAUACAUUUUUUUAAAAAAAAAAAGGUUAGAAAAAUACAAGUUUGUAAUAGCAAGCAGCAUAACAGAGUGUUUUUGUACAGCUAAAAUAAGCAGGCUAAGUGAAUUACACUUGCAGCCUCGCACUUUGCACAUUCACAUUUAUACAAAGCAUCUGCUCUUAUGUUACUUUUUUCCCUUUGCAAAGAAUAGUGCCUUGCUAACCCACUGCGAUCACUAUUAUUAAAAUGCUAAAUUAAUAUAUGACUCUGUAUGUCUCUUUUUACUAACAUCUAAUCUCUCAAUGUGAUAACCUAGGGUAAAAAUUCUCAAGAGUUGCUAUGCUAUAUCUGAUAUGAAAAA
Molecule: messenger RNA, 1588 nt
Organism: Cyprinus carpio (common carp)
Lineage: Eukaryota; Metazoa; Chordata; Actinopteri; Cypriniformes; Cyprinidae
Product: SLAM family member 5-like
Source: RefSeq, a predicted model, not a curated record